CGCUGCCGCCUUGGGAAAGAAGCAGAAGUGCACACCAUCCGAUAUCGCUGAAACUUAGUUCACACCCACGACGUUCCAUUCAGCAGGUGUCCUCCACCAGAAGGGGGUGGUGUAUAAGGAAAUGGAGCGCAACCCUAGUAUGUUGUGCAGCCUCAUGGAGUUCUUUUGCCCGCCCGAGAACGCAGUUAUGUUCCUUGGGAAGGCGCAUGCCCAAGUUGUGUGGAAACUCCUCAGGAGUGGGCGCCAUGUAGUGGCCGUGGAGGGAGACACAGAACUCCUCAGCUUUCUGAAGACGUAUGUCAUGCACGAGAUCAAUAGUGGAGUUCACAACUGCGAACUGCACAUCGGGCAAAACUCGAUGGACCAUGAUCCCAACAGGAACUUCUCAUUCAAGCUCUCCUCUGAAAAAUGGGCAAAGCUUUACAAGUUCCUCUUCCAGGACACACAUCCCACAUACCGAACCGAGGACGACUACAAACUACGUCGACAAGUCUCGAUCAGAACAUUGGACGGCUACCAUGGUGGGUCAAGGGAGGCGGCGACCAACUUCAUCGACAAACUGGAGGAGUGUUAUUUUGACCAAGGCAACACUGAAGUCACUCUCAAUAUUUUCAGGGCACACUUCAAUGACGAGGAGGACUUCAACCCUAACGACGAUGAAGAGGUCAACGAAGGUAAUGCGGAGUUCGAUUUAGAGGGAACAUACCACAAGCAUGCUGUCGGUGUAGCAUCCUCGUCAACGCCUGCAAGUUCCCAGAUUCCCGUGGGUUCUCCUGUCGGUACUCCAUUCGCCGCGCCAAUCGCCACGCCAGCGUCCGGUUCUUCGAAAGGAUUUUUGUCAUCGAGGAGAAACAAGCCUCUCAGCCCCACCAUCAGGCCCGGACUUCCAAUUCCGCUGUCCGCGCUGUCAGGUCUUCAACCAGGCGAAGUAUAUCACUUCGGCAAAGACCACAAGAGCACCAGCGAGGCUGAAUGGGGUCACCACAUAUUGUGGCAUCCUGAUCAUUUCCAACCGGCCGUUCUGGAUGGUACAUGGGGCAUGUCAAUGAAUUAUGACAGCGUGUGGGAAGUUGAUCAACGAAUGUCAAAGGAAGAGUUCUUACAAGUUGCGCAUGAGGAGGUGGUAAGGCGCAUUGCGGAGAUUAACGCACUAGAACCGGAGGAUCGGGUGGUCGUAUGGCAUGGACAGUCCAUAUUUGAGAUUUUACGGGAUCACAAUUUGUUCAAGCUCCUUGCUGAAUUUUACGGACGCGAGACGAGCCCGGGUUCCGGAGUCCAAAUAGAGUGGGUAAUUUCGUCGGGAGGGGGUGGAACCGGCGGUGGUAGAGGGGGUGGAAGCGGCGGUGGUAGAGGGGGUGGAACCGGCAGUGGCGGAGGGGGUGGAACUGGUAGUGGUGGCAGAGCUAACGAGGGCAUGGGAGGUGGAGAAGGAGCGGGGGGCCACGACAGAAGAUCGGGGGGCCACGACGGUACAGGUGCAGGAACAAUCCCGCCUGGAAUGGGUGCCUGUCUAACAGUAGAAGGGGCUACCUCACAGACCAGCACGGACUCUCGACUUGCUGAACCCACCGGUGCCCAGUUGUUCAGUGGAGGAUGUAUCCGCCCCACAAUCGAAGCCGAAGUUUUUGCAUGUUCCAAACUGCUCGGUGUCGGGUCUGUCCCAUGUACAGUUUCAGUGGGAUCCAAUUUCGCCUCAGAUUUGGAAGGGGAAGUUGGAUCCAUAAAGUUUGUGGAGUCCGAACCGAUGUCGGACGUCGACGUAGGGUGCGUUUCCAUCGGCCGCGAGGGACUCUUGGAGAGAGGAUCUAUCUGACCCACAACGGAUUAUGCAGCAGACAUAUCGUUAGUGAGCUCUUUCGCCAGCAUCCCUCGAGUGAAGAGCCUUUCUGCCAGUGGAGGAUCUAUCCUCCCCACAACAAGUCAAGCUGGAGAGACCCAAGUAGGAAGCCUUCCCCCGAGUGUCUCGAGAAGCCAGGACCUUUCCGCCAGUGGAGGAUCUAUCCUCCACACGCCAAGUCAACCUCGGCAAACGCAAGCAGGAAGCCUGCCUGCACGUGUCCCGGGAGUCCAGAGCCUGCCACCAAUAGGAAGCCUGCCCUCCAGUGUCCCGGGAGUCCAGUGCCUUUCGGCCUGUGGCGGAUCUAUCCUCCCCACAACAAGUCGGGUUGGGGAGGCGCAAGAAGGGAAACUUCCCAAGAGUGUCCAGACAGUGCACAACCUUCUCGCUGGCGUCCAGGCAAAAAGUCAGGCUACCAAAACGGUCGUAGGAAGUCAGGUUGGGGAAAAGUCAGUAGGAAGCCCUCAUGAAGGCGUCCCUUGAGUGCAAUCUCUUUCCGUCAGUGGCGGAUCUAUCCUCUCCACAACGAAGGACCAACAAAGCAAGUCCAAUGGC
This is a messenger RNA of Chara braunii, 2392 nucleotides long. NCBI's taxonomy places the organism in Eukaryota, Viridiplantae, Streptophyta, Charophyceae, Charales, Characeae. The record is from the annotation of a GenBank genome assembly.